Messenger RNA from Phanerochaete carnosa HHB-10118-sp, 3134 nucleotides. RefSeq lists its product as uncharacterized. The coding region runs from base 145 to 2898 and encodes 917 amino acids. Gene Ontology annotation, cellular component: RZZ complex. Gene Ontology annotation, biological process: mitotic spindle assembly checkpoint signaling; endoplasmic reticulum to Golgi vesicle-mediated transport. NCBI's taxonomy places the organism in Eukaryota, Fungi, Basidiomycota, Agaricomycetes, Polyporales, Phanerochaetaceae. The transcript is spliced from 9 exons. The record is from RefSeq and is a predicted model, not a curated record.
CGGGCGCUUCACCUACCCUGGACACGUCCACGACUUCGACGCGCAGGGCACCCUCCCCCAUGUCGGCUUUAUUGCUGGUUUACCUACGUUGAAUAAUACUCUCCGAUUUUUUCUCUACUUACGUGAAGCUGGGGAAUUCACAGCAUGGCCUUCCAUGUACCGACCCAUUUACCUCGGAAGAAGGACCUCGAUGUCUCGACCACUGUGCUCUCGAAGAUAUCCGAGACCUCGCCGAAAGCUCUUACACAUAAUCUCUCCUCGACGUGGGUGGCGGAGCUGGAUGUCGCGAUUCGUCAAACGAAGGAUCGAAUACACGAACGCGUGCAAACAGACUUCCCCGCAUUUGAAAAACAGCUCGCAUCGGCGAAGUCGGUACAAGAACGGCUGCACACACUCACGGCGAAUGUUGACGGCCUGCAGAACGCGCUGUCGAAUCCUCAGACAGGGCUCGUGCCCACACUCGUCAACACACUAACACGUCAUGCGGCACUUGCGCAAGAAGCGGCAGAUGCAGAAGCUAUGAGUGAUGCGUUGGAGUAUCUGGCGCGGUGUAAGCUGGAGAUGCAAAAUCUAGCUACGCUUGUAGAAGGGGGGAGAUUACCCGAGGCGGUGAAGAGGUACAGAGAUAUUGAGCACCUGCUCGCGCAGCAUCAACCUUCGCUAAUUGGUGCGGACGUCUACGCCGACCUGCAGCGCAGGUUCCGUGCCAUGAAGGACAAGGCUGAUGAGCAGCUCAACGAGGCAUAUUCACGCAGUGUCAUUGUAAAUGCUUCCGAAAUCGUGAUCCGUCGGUCAGUGCAAGUGAGAGCUUCGGAGACCGUCCUUUCGCUACCAUCCGUUCUGUCGUCACUUUCAUCGACAAACUUGUCUUCGCUCAUGACAACACUUCGGCGGAACAUCUCAGCGCACUAUAUCGACUUCUUGCUCAGUCAAGCCGCGGCUGUCGAGCUGUCCACCGUCCCGUCGCUGUCCGGCGCCGUGGAACACAGACUGUCAAUAUUUCCUGCUCCUCGAGAGCACGAAAACCUCAAGAAUCGCAUCGUCAAUGUCACUACUGUCCUGUCGUUUCUGGACGAACACUUGUUCCCCCACCUGCCUUCUACGGCGGCAUUCCCGAUCUCCCUUAGCAAACCUCUAACACGCGCCCUUCUCGAUAAAUUCCUAAUACCCUCAUUACCCUCCACACUGAAGGAGCUGCCUGUGUUCCUGGACGUGGUGCUGCAUGCUGUUGGGUUUGAAGACGAUUAUAUUCGUGGGAUGCUAGGCGAUGCAACCGGAGGUCAUGAAGUGAAGACAUGGGCAGGUUCCGUCGGUACACAUUACGAGAAGAAGAGGCGUAUUGACAUUCUGGAACGAGCGAGGGCGAUCAUUAUUUGGAACGAAGACGACAGUUCGUCUUUCCGUGCGGAGAUGGCUGUAGUUCGGGAAGAGCAGUCGCAACGGGACACUUCUGUGCCUGAAUUUGUACCAGAGCACAAUAACGUGUCGACCUCGCCACCGCCGCGGCACGCUUCCCCGGAGGAUGUUGCUUGGGGCUUUGGCGACGAGAGCGCUACGGCAGUGGAUGAGGAUGGUUGGGGGUUGGAUGACGACAUGGAUAUCGACCUUGACGCACCAGCAGAGCCGUCGCAGCCUUCGCCCACAGCGCCGGAGACGUCAGAAGCUCAGGACGAUGAAGACGCCGACGGCGCGUGGGGUCUGGACGACGAGAACUCGACCGACUCGUCUGCCUGGGACGACCCCUGGGGCAAUGGUGCAGAGCCUGAAGUUAAGCCGCCGCCGCCAAAAGCACCAAAAGCCGCCACCAAGCUGGAGAAGCUCUCGCAGAAGGGCAAGACGAAGGAAGCGACGCCAGCCAGCCCGCCUCCAGUUCCUGUCUCUGCGCCUUCUCCGAAGGCCACCCCGCUAGCGGCACCGCCGAAGCCCGCAGCCCCCGCGGCGCAGCCGGUCGAGAGGGAGACAUACCUCGUCUCCGGGCGUGUCCGGGAGCUGCUCUGGCUCGUGGACGAGGUGCUCAGCGAGGCGGCCGAGCUCACGGCCUCCGGCGUCCUGCACGCGAACGCGUGCAGCUCGACAGCGCAGGUCGGGGGCAUCACCAGCCAGACGGCACCCAUGGUGCUGGAUCUCUACCGCGGCCUGUACCCCGUUGUCGGCGCGUCAAGGCUGGCUGCGCCAAAGCACGCGAUGGGCUUUUCGAACGACUGUUUUUGGCUUGCUGCCGAGGUCGUGAGGCUUCUCGCUCGGAGUGAUCUGCAUCCGAACACGAGAAGCAAGCUGGAAGAGGCGCAGCGGCGGUCGAAGACGCUUGCGGAUUGUUGGUACGACGAGACUAUCGGUCGGCAAAUCGACUCGAUAAAUAGUACAUUGGACAAAGCGGAAGGCUUCGUCGGUACGAAUCACCAGGCGCGCUUCGACGAGUGUGAAGAGGCGGUGAGCCAGGUGCUGCAGAACGUCCGCAAGUUCGCCCAGCACACGAAGAAUGUCUUAGUAAAGAGCAAGUACUACGAGGCGAUUGGGGCUAUCGUCGACGCGGCGCUGGCACGCAUCCUACAGGACAUCUUGGCCCUUCCCGACAUCACUGAGGUCGAGUCGCACAAGCUGAACGAGCUCUGCCUGAUUUUCAACGCCCUUGAAGGUCUAUUCGUGGAGGACCCGAGCCAGCCUUCUUUCGUAGUGGCCUAUGUGCCCUCCUGGCUCAAAUUCUCGUACCUCUCAGAGCUCAUGGAAGCGUCCAUGUCGGACAUCUCGUACCUGUUCGAGGAGGGCGCGCUCGUCGACUUUGACAUUGGCGAGCUCGUCAGCCUCGUCCGCGCCCUGUUCGCUGACACUCCGCUUCGUGCGAACACAAUCAACAGGCUCAUGCAGGGGCAUCCACCGCCGGUCCGGUCCGAGUCGUAGCCGUUGUUUGUUGUGCUGUCGAUGCUUCCAAUAUAUCGCCGUGGCUUAUUGUGGAUUACCUUAAGGAACGGUGUGUGGUGGGCUGCAAGCCUUCUGGGUGAAGGUGAGUAUGAGAGGUAAGUCCGCACUCGAGGCGAGUACGAGUUCUCGUGGAUUGGGCAGAAGUUAAAGACCCGGUAGUUUGUCCCGUGGGGUGGCCCAUAAACCUCGUACGCUCGCGGCGGUUGCGGUACAAG